GGAAGUUUAAACUGCAGCACGCUUUAUUCUUCCCCACAUGAGCACGAGAGCCGCUGUCGUCAGCACCUGAGAACAAAUGCCGGUUGUCGACCUGUAGGAGAAGCUAAUUGAUCCAAAGCAACACUUAAAGGACGACUGAGCCGCCACGAUGGCAGCAGGCCGGCUGAGCUUCAAUAACAUCACCGCCCUGGCUCCCAUGGUGCGAGUGGGGACUCUGCCCAUGAGGCUGCUCGCUCUGGACUACGGAGCUGAUGUGGUUUACUGUGAGGAGCUGAUUGACAUCAAGAUGGCCCAGUGUCACAGAGUGGUAAACGACGUGCUGGAGACGGUGGAUUUCGUGGCUCCGGAUGACCGAGUGAUGUUCAGGACCUGUGAGAGGGAGAAGGGCAACGUCGUCUUCCAGAUGGGAACCGCUGACCCGGACAGAGCGUUGGCUGUGGCCCGACUCGUGGAGAAGGACGUGGCUGCUGUCGACGUGAACAUGGGCUGUCCAAAGGAGUACUCCACCAAGGGCGGGAUGGGAGCUGCUCUCCUGUCGGAUCCUGAUAAGAUCGAAGCGAUCCUGAGGACGCUCGUGACGGGAGUGUCCAUCCCGGUGACGUGUAAAAUCCGAAUCCUGCCCUCAGUAAGACGAGAAUCCUGGAAAAGUCUCGCACUGCUUCCUGUUGCAUUUCUUUUGGCUGUCGCUGACUGUGUCUCGUUGUUCAGGUUUAAGGAGGAGCGUCCCAGACAUCCUGUCCACUGUGAUUACAUUCAGGCCGUCGCUCAGGCCGUCUCCAUCCCCGUCAUCGCAAACGGAGGCUCUCUGGAUCACGUGAAGACCAACGCCGACAUAGAGGAGUUCAGAAGGGCGACGGGCGCCUCGUCGGUGAUGCUGGCCCGCGCCGCCAUGUGGAACGCGUCACUGUUCCGCAGCCAGGGAGCGCUUCCUUUGGAGAAGGUCAUGGAGGACUACCUCAAACACGCGAUUCAAUACGACAACAACGCCUUCAACACAAAGUACUGUCUGUGUCAGAUGCUCCGAGACAAGGUGGAGUCUCCUCUGGGGAAGCAGGUGCAGGCGGCGCAGACCAACGCUGAGAUCAGGAGAGAGUAUCCUCCUCAAAUCACCCCGAAGAUGUUCCUGCUCGAGUGGAGCCGUAAGGAGAAACUGGAGCAGCCGCAGUACGAGACGGUGCAGCGCGCUCAGGACCGAGCCUUUCAGUCCACAGUGACCGUCGCGCAGAAGAAGUACAGAUCUUCACUGUGGGAAAAGUCAAAGAAGUUUGCAGAGCAAGCGGCCGCCAUCGUCUGCCUGCGAGUUCUGGGAGUGCCAGAGGGACGGAUCGGCGAGGAAGACUCCGGCCUGGUCUGCAAAAGGAAGAGGGAGGGGAAGGUGAACGGCGCCGCGGAGGAGGAGAGGAGUAGGAAACGGCACGUAAGCGACGUCCUGCAACAAACCUCAGAGGUCGCUGUGGUAACGAACGGUGACAGUCACCAAGAGGCUCCGCCUCCGAGCCAGCGGGAGAGCCUGUGAGGAGUUUAACAGCAUGAUCAGACAUUUAACCCAGAAAUGAACUCUGAGUUUGUGCUCAGUUUUAUUUUAUUAUUCAUCACUUUAUCUGAUUUCAACUCAAAGUAAAUAUUUUUUAAACCAGCGCGGCUGACGUUCGUCUCACAGCUCAGGUCUGAUCGUUUAGUCCCGUUAACCAUGCCGCUGAUCCGCGUCUGUCCUGUGGAGGUCUGCACGUGUGCGGGGAGCCACGCCUCCUAAUGCACGCGGUUAAAACCCAUCAGAACUCGCUGGGUUUCAUAUGAAACGUCUCGCGCGUGGCGUAGCCACCGCACGGUGUCCGACCUGCAGAACAGACGAGAAGAUUAAAUUAAACACAGACCUCCUCCAGCUCUUCUGGGGUGGUGGGGAGGGCAAGAUCUCUCCAGGAAGGGUCUCCUCCUCCACACAUCCUCCUCCUGUCUCUGAGGGAGAGCCCCGCCCCCUUCAGAAG
Messenger RNA from Neolamprologus brichardi, 1985 nucleotides. NCBI's taxonomy places the organism in Eukaryota, Metazoa, Chordata, Actinopteri, Cichliformes, Cichlidae. The record is from RefSeq and is a predicted model, not a curated record.